GUGAGACGUGUGCUCGUUAUUCUCUGUUCCUUGUAUGUGCAAAGUACACACAGUCAAUCUGUUUCUGUAACUGUUGCCACAGACAAAGAAAUAGGAUUGAUAAAUGACCAUUUCGUUGGAGUGACAUUUGAUUCAUCAAUGCUACCAAUAUCAGCUAAUUGGUAUGGACUUGAUUUCAGAUCACCUAAAGUCCAGACGCUGGCUAAAGCGAUGUCUCCGUGCUACCUGCGGAUAGGCGGAACACCUGGAGAUUUUAUGACCUUUGACCCAACAGGUCAUGGGGGUACAAGUGCAAACUCCACUUACACCGGUGCUAUGUGGGACAACCUAAAUGACUUCGUGAAGACUGUAGGAUGGGACCUUGUGUUUGCCCUAAAUUUACUGAAGCGGAAGCACGGACAGUGGGACCCGGCGAAUGCCAUGGAACUGAUGAACUACACCAAUUCCAGGAACUACAAGAUACCCGCAUUUGAACUGGGAAAUGAACCUGCAUACUUUCCCCCGCCCUUCACCGACACGGUAUCUGGAGCACAGCUGGGGCGAGAUUUUGUCCAUCUCAGGGCAAUCCUCAAGUCUACUCCUGGGUUUGAAUCUACCCUUGUUAUUGGACCCGACGUAACAGCCAUCUCGGGACCGAAAUCAAUUCUGUUUAAAACUUUCUUUGAAAGCGACGGAAGAAAAGCGUUAGACAAGAUAACCUUCCACCAUUACUACGACUUCGAGGGCAAUGCUAAAGUGGAGACCUUUAUCGACCCCAAAGUGAUGGACAGCCUGAUAACAUUCAUUGAUAUUGUACGUAACGUCACCACCCCUGCCGACCCCAACACUCCAUUGUUGCUUGGUGAGACAUCGUCUUUCUCGGGAGGGGGAGCCCCGGCACUAUCUGACAGAUAUGUAGCCGGCUUUCUAUGGUUAGACAAGCUCGGGAUUGCAGCACGGAUCGGACUUAAAGGGGCGUUAAGACAAUCGUACUAUGGGCUAAACUAUUCUCUCAUCGAAAUGAACACGUUUGAACCCUAUCCGGACUAUUAUCUGACAUUGCUCUACAAGAGGCUGGUUGGGUACAAGGUGUUAUCUGUACAGACCAACUCAACCAACAGUUUUAGAGUCUACGCCCACUGUGCAAAACAGGAAAAUCUCUACAGAUAUAAACCAGGCAGCGUUGUAGCUUAUAUCGUCAACGUCAACAACUUCACCACCACCGUCACCUUCCCUCAGUUCAAGACCAACAUGGAUGUGUUCUGGCUCAGUCCAGAAUUCCCAGAUCUUACUUCUAGGAAUGUGACUCUUAAUGGUAAACGACUGGAUUAUGUGAACGACACCAUCCCUGAAAUGCCCCCUGAACGAGCGUAUGGUGGGAGCCUCCAGCUGCCAGCCACGACCUUCGGAUUCGUUGUGUUCCCUGAUGCUGAUGUGGACAUCUGCAAGUGA
This is a messenger RNA of Haliotis rubra (blacklip abalone), 1431 nucleotides long. Its product is annotated as heparanase-like. Gene Ontology annotation, cellular component: extracellular matrix; membrane. Bases 139 to 1431 code for a protein of 430 amino acids. Gene Ontology annotation, molecular function: hydrolase activity, acting on glycosyl bonds. The transcript is spliced from 10 exons. The record is from RefSeq and is a predicted model, not a curated record. NCBI's taxonomy places the organism in Eukaryota, Metazoa, Mollusca, Gastropoda, Lepetellida, Haliotidae.